This is a messenger RNA of Camellia sinensis, 2555 nucleotides long. Its product is annotated as cyclin-T1-3. Gene Ontology annotation, biological process: regulation of transcription by RNA polymerase II. Gene Ontology annotation, molecular function: cyclin-dependent protein serine/threonine kinase regulator activity. The record is from RefSeq and is a predicted model, not a curated record. NCBI's taxonomy places the organism in Eukaryota, Viridiplantae, Streptophyta, Magnoliopsida, Ericales, Theaceae.
UUGGGAGAGAAGUAGUAUAUGAAUAUAUUUUUAAUAGAGUAGCAAACCUGAUAAACUAGGGUUUUCCAUAGUAAUUUAUGUGGGUUGGUAUUUCCUUUCAAAUUCAACCAGAUUCAGAAAUUUUGAUCCGAUCAGAUUUUGUUUGUUGAUUCACUACUGUGUGAGCUUUAGACAAGGAGGGACAAUUCAACAGUUAUAUUUUUUCCAUCUUCUAUUAAGAAGAGAGGGAAACCAUGGUAGGGCAACUGCCAGGGAAUCCUUCUCAGGAUAGAAAUUUGAGAGAGAUACCAACUGUACACAUGCCAAAAGAGCCUUUGUGCCUUGCACGCAAAUGGUACUUCAGUAGACAAGAAGUAGAGGAUCAUUCUCCAUCGAGGAAGGAUGGCAUUCACUAUGAGGAGGAGUCAGAGUUGCGGAAGUUAUACUGCUCAUUUUUGCAAGAGCUUGGAAGGGAGCUUAAUGUGCCACAAUUGACAAUUGCAACUGCAAUUAUGUUGUGCCACCGGUUUUACAUGCGUCAGUCUCAUGCAAAGAAUGAUUGGCAGACCAUUGCAACUGUCAGCAUGUUCCUUGCUUGCAAAGCUGAGGAAACACCACGCUGGCUAAGUGACGUUGCUGUUGUGGCUUAUAAAUUAUUGUAUAGAUGUGACCACUCUGCUUCGCAAAGAAUCAGACAGAAGGAUGUUUAUGAUAAACAGAAGGAAUUAAUCGUAAUUGGGGAGAGGCUUUUGUUGUCAACAAUUGCUUUUGAUCUCAAUAUAGAACAUCCUUACAAGCCACUUGUUGAAGCUCUGAAGAGAUUGGGGAUUUCAGAUAAGGAUAUUGUAAAAAUGGCAUGGAAUUUUGUGAAUGAUUGGCUCCGUACAACACUGUGCUUGCAGUACAAACCCCAUUAUAUUGCAGCUGGCUCUAUGUACCUUGCUGCCAAAUUAAAAAAAUUGAAAUUGCCUACAGAGAAGGGGAAGGUGUGGUGGAUGCAAUUUGAUGUUUCACCUAAGCAAUUAGAAGUGGUCAUCCAACAGAUGCUUUGGUUACUGGAGAAAAUUCAGAAACAAGCUCCACCUCCCAUGCUUGGGAAGGUGAAAGAAAUGCCCAAUAUCCCACAUUCAGCCAUUAUAAGUGGCUCAAAUGUCACCCAAUAUUUGGGCCAUGGUGCUACUGUGAAUACUGGUGGAUUUGUUAAAUCUGCAACAUCCAUUAGUCCACAGUCAUGCAUUAUGAGUAGCUCAAAUGUUCCUUACUAUACUGGUGACGGGGCUAUGGUGGAUGCUAGAGGACUUACUAAAUCUUCCAUUUCCAGUACCCCACAAUCGUGCAUCGUAAGUUGCUCAAAUGAUACUGGCCAUGGAGCUAUGGUGGAUGCUGGAAGGCUAGUUAAAUCUACAAUGUCCAAGUGCAGUGAGAAUGAGGCUUCCAGUGACUUUCAUGUCAGCAUGAAAGAAAGUUUACAUUGUCAGGCAAGUGAUUGCGCUAGUGCAAAUAGUGCUGUUGAGGAUGAUGGUGGGGAUGGUAAGCCAAAAGCAGGGGAAUCUGAUCAGAACUCAAGUUCGAAGAUUGUUUCUGUUCAUGGGGGCGAUGGUAAGAUAGAUGUUAAUCGGAUUAGAGAGGCGUUAAAGAGGAGGAGAUGUGAAAGAACUGUAAAUAAGAAGUUAGUGGAAGCGAUGGAUGAUAGUGAAGCUUGGAUAGAGAGGGAGCUGGAAAAUGGAAUAGAACUAGAAAGUGCUUCUGUAGAUAAGCGAAGGAGAAGGGAUUGAAGCUUUGGCAUUUUGUGCCUACUCAUCGGAAGUGCUGCUCUCUUUUUGCAACGCAGCAACAUUUUUCUGGUAAGUGGGAGUUUGUUGGUUGGGUGUGUUAGUACUGGAACUAACUUUUUGCAUUGGGUUGACAUUUUUUCGAGGAAUAAUUAAGAUUCACCGUACAUUAUGUGAUUUCUUUUGGUUAUCAUCAUUAACUAUUGAUUGAUGGAGAUUAUGGUGGGUUGUUUGGAUAGCAAGAUUUGGAUGGAAUGACUGAUGCUAGUAUGCUAUGCUACUAAUGUGUAUGAUGUAGAUUUUUUGGUGAUAAAGAAUGUGAACCUCAACUAGACUUGGAUGUGCUGCCCCAGGAUGAGAUUUGGACUUGAGUUUGUCUUAGAACAGAGGUUGGAAAUUGAAAUUUUUAUGUACCUGAAAUGGGAAACUGUUGACAGGAGAGUCUCUAGAUGGACCUAUAUUAGAUUGCAUAAGAAUUAAGUUCUGUUUGGAUAGAUGUAUUUUUUAUUUUUAUUUUUUUUGGUGACGUUUUGGAUAGAUGGAUGUUGGACAAAAGAAUUUGAAGUUAAAUUUUAUGGAAGUAUAUAGUAGAGAGAGGAAGAUAGAGUAGAGAGAGAAGAGUUUUUGUGGUUUUGAUUAGAGAUUGUAGCCUGGGCAGAGAAUUUUGCAUGUUGUAAGAUUGCUACGUUUUAGUGAGGUGCAAGGGUUUUAGUCCUAGUUUGUUAGAAGUGCUGUAUUAUAUAGCUGACUAGUGGGAUACUUUUGCUAUAAUCAAUGGAAUUUAAAUCUUAGCUUCUAUAAUAA